Molecule: messenger RNA, 1920 nt
Organism: Hevea brasiliensis (rubber tree)
Lineage: Eukaryota; Viridiplantae; Streptophyta; Magnoliopsida; Malpighiales; Euphorbiaceae
Product: NO-associated protein 1, chloroplastic/mitochondrial
Exons: 13
Coding region: 90-1793 (567 amino acids)
Molecular function (GO): GTPase activity; GTP binding
Source: RefSeq, a predicted model, not a curated record
AUACUUCUUUGCUGUUGUAUCACUAUUCACGCUCUAAAAGCUAAAACCCCAGCUCCUCAGAACUAAGAAGCUAUCUUUAACGGUCAUUAAUGGCGCCCAAAACCCUCUCCACACUUCUCUCUCCUAUCUGUCUCCCCCACCAGCUUACACACUUUAACCCCAGUGUCCUUAAAAUUUACACAAAACCCACUCGUAUCUUCUGUAAAUCCACAAAAUCACAAAAAACGCCGCUCUCGGAGACCCAAUUAUCAGUUUCCAUGCCGGAAGCCGAUGGUGCAGGGGCAGCUGCUCCGACCCCAGGCGAGCAGUUUCUUGAGGGCCAAAAAGCAUUUGAAGCUGCUAAACUGGUUAUGAAAGCGGCUAAGAAGAAAAGGAGGAGAGAGAAACAGAAGGCUUUGAAGGUGAACUCGGCGGUGGUUUGUUGUUAUGGGUGCGGAGCUCCGUUGCAGACUUCGGAUCAGGAAGCUCCGGGUUACGUGGACCCGGAUACGUAUGAAUUGAAGAAGAGACACCACCAGCUUAGAACUCUUCUUUGUGGGAGGUGCAGGCUUUUAUCUCAUGGUCAUAUGAUAACGGCUGUUGGUGGGAAUGGAGGGUAUCCUGGUGGGAAGCAGUUUGUUUCAGCCGAAGGGCUUCGGGAAAAGCUGUCUCACUUGCGUCAUGAGAGAGUUUUAAUUGUUAAAUUAGUUGAUAUUGUGGACUUCAAUGGCAGCUUUUUGGCUCGUGUGCGUGAUCUUGCUGGUGCAAACCCUAUAAUAUUAGUUGUGACCAAGGUUGAUCUCCUUCCGAAAGAGACUGAUCUUAAUUGUGUUGGUGAUUGGGUUGUAGAGGCCACUACUAAGAAGAAGCUUAAUGUGCUGAGUGUUCAUCUUACAAGCUCAAAGUCAUUAGUUGGAAUUACUGGAGUUGUCUCAGAAAUUCAAAAGGAGAAAAAGGGCCGGGACGUUUACAUUCUGGGUUCAGUUAAUGUUGGGAAAUCUGCAUUCAUCAAUGCUUUACUGAAAAUGAUGGCACAAUGGGAUCCAGCUGCUGCAGCUGCUAGAAAAUAUAAACCAAUACAAUCUGCUGUUCCUGGAACUACCUUAGGUCCUAUUCAGAUUGAUGCCUUCCUUGGAGGAGGGAAAUUGUUUGACACGCCUGGAGUUCAUCUCCAUCACAGGCAAGCUGCAGUGGUUCAUUCAGAAGAUUUACCUAUCCUUGCUCCUCGAAGCCGUCUGAGGGGUCAGUCUUUUCCAAAUGCUAAGACAGCCUCUGAAAAUGGGGUAGCAGACAAAUUUGAAUCUAAUGGAUUGAAUGGAUUUUCAAUAUUUUGGGGAGGUCUUGUGCGAAUUGAUGUUUUGAAGGUUCUCCCAGACACAAGCCUAACUUUCUAUGGCCCCAAGGCUUUGCAGAUUCAUAUGGUACCCACUGAUAAAGCUGAUGAGUUUUACGAGAAAGAACUUGGAGUUUUAUUGACGCCUCCUACAGGAAAAGAGAAAGCAAAAGAUUGGAAAGGACUGGAAAUCUUACGUGAAUUGCAAAUAAAAUUUGAAGAUGCAGAAAGACCUGCAAGUGAUGUGGCUAUAUCUGGUCUUGGAUGGAUUGCCGUUGAACCAGUAAGCAGAUCACGUCGAAAGCCUGAUCUUAAUUUAGGGGAAACUGUCAAAGAAUUGCAUUUGGCUGUUUAUGUUCCAAAGCCAGUUGAGAUUUUUGUCCGGCCUCCAUUGCCGGUGGGAAAAGCUGGAGCAGAGUGGUAUCAGUAUCGGGAAUUAACAGAGAAGGAAGAGGAGCUAAGACCAAAAUGGCACUACUAGCCUUUGUUUUUAUGUAAGUUCUUUUUGUAUAACUAAUACACAGACUUUGAAAAGGAAAAUGCCAUUAUUGUAUAAAUUGUAUAAAAUAUAAAGAUUUAGGCUGUUUGGUGGGCCAGAAAUUUCCCCA